Symbiodinium sp. CCMP2456 is the source of this 2268-nucleotide messenger RNA. The record is from the annotation of a GenBank genome assembly. NCBI's taxonomy places the organism in Eukaryota, Dinophyceae, Suessiales, Symbiodiniaceae.
AUGGGUCGGGGUGGGUCCAAGGGCAAGACCAGCAAGGGGUUGCCCAAUUCGGGCGAUUCCGACAUCCAUUUGUCCGUUGAGACUGGACCCCGGACUUAUGAGUAUGUUGGCCGAGUCCCCAAUGAUCCGACACCCAAAGGGUCUGGUAAGGGUGCAAAGGGUGGCAGUACUAAGGGCAAGGGUAAGGGCGGGAAAGUUGGCAAGCCCAGCGGUGAGCCAGCUUCGAAUGAGUGUCGCACACCCACUCCGAAGAAAUUUGAUCAUGAUGCCCAGCACACGGGCAGCCCUCCGAGCAUGCCCCCGAAGGGCACCACAAGGGGAAGUGGUGCCAACAGCGAGGAUGGUGAAGGCACGAAGAGUGCUGUGGAGCCAUCUGGCAAUAAAGGUGGGAAGGGCGCCACUUUGGCUGGCAAGGGCGCAGCCGAUCAGCCUAAGGGCACCGGUGUCCUCAAAGGCGCCAAUGUGGAUCACGCCGGCAAGGGUGGCAAAAAGGGCAACAAGGGUGCCCCUGUCGUGGACCACGCUGCACGCGAGAUCGGUGCCGGUGCCAUGGAUCAGACUGAGAAGGGCAAAGGUGUUGUCAAGGGCAAAACUGCCGUGGAUCAGGCUGGCAAGGGCAAAACUGCCAUGGAUCAGACUGUCAAGGGCAAAGGUGCCGUGGAACAGACUGGCAAGGGCAAGACUGCCAUGGAUCAGACUGACAAGGGCAAAGGUGCUGUCAAGGGCAAGACUGCCGUGGAUCAGACUGGCAAGGGCAAGACUGCCAUGGAUCAGACUGGCAAGGGCAAGCCUGCCAUGGAUCGGACUGGCAAGGGCAAAGGUGCUGUCAAGGGCAAGACUGCCGUGGAUCAGACUAGUGGCAAGGGCAAGACUGCCGUGGAUCAGACUGGCAAGGGCAAGACUGCCGUGGAUCAGACGAAGGGCAAAGGUGCUAUCGCGGGCAACAAGGGGGCAAAGGGUGCCGUGAAGCACGUUGGCAACCUUGAGGGCGCCAACAAGGGUGUGAAGGGUGCAGUGGAUACCCAGGAUGGCAAAGGCAAGGGUGGUCUUAUCGAUCACACCGGCAAGAGACAGCGCGACUCCCCACCCGAGCAUGAUCGCCAAGUGUCAAUCAUCCGAAGCGACACAAACAUCUCUGCCAUGAGUGAUGGCAGUGGGCCUGUCAAUAUGGCGCCAUUGGCCACUGGUGUUGAUGCGCAGAAUGUUCCCGAUGUGGCAAGGCCACUCACCGAGGCGGAACGAAAGCAGAUCGAGGCCUUAUCCGGGCCGGCUGACAUUCCACUUCAGCAGCGAAAAGCUUUGAAUGAAAAGCUGAGACGACGGAUGCAGAAUGGCCAAGGCCUACGCAAAGGAUUAGUGGCCCAGUGGGCCGCAUCGCCUCCGAACUCGCCGGCGCGGUUCGAGUUUCUGAAAGCAUUCUUGCUGGACAAGGAAAACCUGGCCACAAUAACGGUCGAACCUUAUGACGAGGAGCUCUCAGAAAACAAAGAAAAGGAGCAGUUUACGGAGCUGCCCCUUUGCCUCAUUCGGCAAAAAUACGAUGGGGUCCCGGGCGGCAAAGCAUUCGUGGAGAAUUUGCUCGCCAGCCAGACUGGCAAAAAGCAUCCCCAGUCGGAUGAAGCGGAGAUGCGCAUCUACAGAGUCUUCGACAGCAUCAAAACUUCGAGUUCCAAUAUUAACAGAGUUGGAAAUCGAACCGGUGCCGCUGUGACUGCAUCCCACAACCGUGCGGAGCGCAAAGCCAUAGCGGAGACCCUGGAGGGAAAGGUUGCCUCGAUGGCGAAGAUGAGCACAGCCCAAGCCGCACCCAAGGGUAAAGGAAAGGGCAAGAACAAAAGCAAGAAGGAAUUGACCCAAGAGGAACUCGACAAGAAGAACUUUCAGAAAGACCUUCAAGCGUGCAGGCGGUUCAUGUGGCAGCUGGGCUGGGAGGCUGCGGGCUCGCCAACCAGGAUUCAGAAGCUCGUAUUCGAUGCGGCGCCAUUCGAAGACUGCCUCGCAAGCAUGGACUACUACAAGAAGGAGAUCCUGAAGGAUUACCAAAAGCAAGUCACCGAUGCCGAAGAGGUUUGGCUGGGCCACGAACGCAAGGCUGCCCAGAAGAGAAAGAUUCAGAAAGCAGAGGAGCAGAAACAAAAGAAAAACAAGGAGGCAGCAGGCCAGGAUGAUCAGGGAGAAGGUGAUGAAGAAGAGAACUGGGAAGACUGCCCCGACACCGCCGAGCAGGAGGAUGGCCGGGAGUGGGAGGACGAGGAGGGUACUGGCUAA